This is a messenger RNA of Acytostelium subglobosum LB1, 1503 nucleotides long. RefSeq lists its product as hypothetical. The coding region runs from base 1 to 1503 and encodes 500 amino acids. NCBI's taxonomy places the organism in Eukaryota, Evosea, Eumycetozoa, Acytosteliales, Acytosteliaceae. The record is from RefSeq and is a predicted model, not a curated record. Gene Ontology annotation, molecular function: metalloendopeptidase activity. The transcript is spliced from 3 exons.
AUGGUAUUGGUAGAGUUUGAGGAUCGGAUAGUGUCAGACUUUAGACCACUUCUCCAUGUUUGGAAUCCAUCGACCAAGUCUCCUGGAUCAAAUGAGUUGGUCACCACCAUCUACUGCAACCUACCAUUUGAGCUACCCCCUACCGAGUCCAACGGUCCCAUGUUUGCUGAUAACACAUACAGUGCAGGUAUCCCUGCCAACUUUGUUAUGCCAGGAAUGCAAGUAACAUUUGAGAAUGAUCACAAGAAGUCCACAACUCCUGUUGAACCCUUGGUUGGCAUGGCAAGUUCUGCUAUACUCUGGAAUUUGCCAUUCUACCUCUUUGGAGCAAACGACACCAACUCAUAUCCAUUUAGUCAAAUCAAAGACGAGUCCAAGAAUAAGUUAUUCAUCUAUCAACAAUGGCCAGUGUCCUCACUCACUACUGCAAAUCAUGCAAUGGGUAUAGUGUCUUUGGAUACAAUUGUCCAACAUGUUAAUGGAUACGAAGCUAGGAAGGUUACCAACUUGGAUGAGAUUACAAACAAUGAUGGAUUUGGAAUAAUGGCUACAGUACUUGGAUUUCUCUCUCGUAUAUUUGAUGCCAAUGGUGAUGGUUCACAAAACAAAGUGAUCUGGUCUCCUUUAAUGUCAAUCAACAAGCAUGGUGAAUAUGGAACUGUUGACGGUGGACUUGGUGGAGGCAGAAGAGCAACUGGUGAUAUCAGCAAUGGAUUAAUUAUCCAUGAGGUCGGUCAUGCACAAGGUCUUCCACAUGCUGGUGAAGCCUUCAAUAAUGGAGCCUUCCCUUAUGUUAGGGGAAGUCUGAAUGGUUCAGUAUGGGGCUUCAACUUUGAUACAAACGAGUUCUUGUCCAUCUAUAUCCCAUCAAACUCAUCAGAUUAUGAUGAUUGCAAGGAUGAUGGUAAUAUAAUGAGGGAUGACAGGUGUGUCAGACAGGACCCAAUGCAAGGCGGUAGUGGUGACCAAGCCAAAGGCUACCCCUACACAAUGUUCUCCGACUUCAACGCUGGCAAGAUCCAACAGUUCUAUGAGGGCGCGCCCAUAUGGGUGCCAGAGACACAGUCCUACAUCAAAUGGGACGAUGUCAAUUUGGUGAAUGUACCCUAUCCCAUUGUGAACACAUCCUAUGGACUGUAUGUGGACGGGCAACCUCAAUCGUCACAUCGACCGACGGACGAGAAGCAGCUCUCGCCCAUCAACACUGGCGACAUUGACUGGUACUGCAAACAGUCCGGCUGCGACUUCACCCUGCGCGUCACCUACAAGGACGGCUCAAAGUACAUCAAGCUGUUGCAGGUUGGCGUUAGGAAGUGGUUCGACCAGAAUGGUGAGGUUGAUCCCGACUGUUUAGAUCCCAAGGACAAUGACAGUACAUUCACAAUCAUCGAGAAUAUCCCUGCUGAUCUUCAAGUUACCUUGGUCGAACUCCUCUGGACACCCUAUGGCUUCAGAACCAUCUUGGCUUCCGAUGCCAAAGUGUUGGUCUCUCAAUCAUUCUAA